Monosiga brevicollis MX1 is the source of this 1968-nucleotide messenger RNA. RefSeq lists its product as uncharacterized. NCBI's taxonomy places the organism in Eukaryota, Choanoflagellata, Craspedida, Salpingoecidae. The coding region runs from base 1 to 1968 and encodes 655 amino acids. The record is from RefSeq and is a predicted model, not a curated record. The transcript is spliced from 16 exons. Gene Ontology annotation, molecular function: DNA binding; DNA topoisomerase type II (double strand cut, ATP-hydrolyzing) activity. Gene Ontology annotation, biological process: DNA topological change.
AUGUCGACCAAGCGCAAAUCGGCUGCCAAAGCGGCUGCCAGCGCGCCGACCCUUCAGUCCCGCUCACCCGCCGAGUUCUUUGCCGAGAACAAGAGCAUUGCUGGAUUUGACAACCCAGGCAAAAGCUUGUAUACCACGAUUCGUGAAUUUGUGGAGAACGGCCUGGAUGCUGCUGAGGAGAUUCGCCUUUUGCCGUCAAUUGCCGUGACAGUGACUCGCGUGCCCAAUCACGCCAUUAGCGAUCUGUACGUUCCUUCAGUCUUGCAACGUCCUGAGGAGGAGGCUUUGUUGGCGUCCCAAGCAAGCACGGUACCAUCACCCGCACAGAACACUGGCGAUGAUGGCCAACCCAAGGAGAAAAAGGCCAAGGCCAAGGGAGCCAAAAGCGAAGAACGUGCCUACUACCAAGUCAUGGUGCAGGACAACGGCAUGGGAAUGCCCCACAAAGACAUUCCUGGCAUGCUGGCCAAAGUGCUAUCGGGUACCAAGUAUACUCUCAAGCAAGCUCGUGGCCGCUUUGGUCUUGGAGCAAAGAUGGCUUUGAUCUGGGCCAAAAUGACGUCUGGAAUUGCCCUUGAGGUCUACUCGGCGCGCCCUGAUUCCCAGAGCAUAUCUCACUGCGUUCUGGACAUCGAUUUGCAUCUCAACGAGCCCAAGGGCGUGGAGCCACAUGUCUUGCCAGCUGGGUGGCAUGGUACCUGCAUCGCCGUUGUCAUCCAAGGCAAUUGGUCCGAUGGACACGGCGCGUAUCGUUGGAACAUCAUCAAGUACAUGCGUCGGCUUGCUGUUAUUACGCCGUACGCCGAGUUUUUGCUGCAGUACACCGACACGGACCCUGUUCGCGCCAAGCAGUUGAACAUGAAAGUUCUUUACCCUCGACGAUCUCAAGUCACGCCCGAGCUGCCUCGGGCCAUUCAGCCCCACCCCUCCAGCGUUGAUCUCGUCGGUGUGGAAAACCUGAUACGCCACUUUGGGCACAAACCUUUGCUCAAAUUUCUCAAGACGGCGUUUGCCCAAAUCAAUGACAAGGAAGCGCGUGCGACCAUCGCUGGUCUGGGUCCUCAAUUUGAUGAAGACAUGCUGGCUGGAAGCCUGGUUGGUGCUUUUGAGGAGAAAAUCAUCCCUCGGUCGCCCAAGCUCGUGACCCAUGCAUGCUGGCGAUCACCGUCCAAGGAUGCCCUUUCGCCUGCAGGAACGUACAACAUGUAUCUUGGCAUCAUGAAGGAGCUCAAACCGGAUCUGAUUGCCACUUACGUUCAGCCUGCAUCCGUGUACCAAGGCCACCCCUUUGUGGUGGAAGCGGCGGUCAGCCUAGGCGGCCGCACUGUGACGCCCGGCAUUAACGUUUUUCGGUUUGCCAACCGCAUUCCUCUAAUUUUUGAGGAGCGAUCCGAUGUCAUUACCAAGUCUGCCCACGAACUCAAGUCAGUUUCCUGGGGAUACUACAAACUGAACAAAUCGACUGACAAGAUCGGCGUCUUUGUCAGCAUUGUCAGCACCAAGAUUCCGUUCAAAGGCACGGGCAAGGAAUUCAUCACGGAUGAUAUUCCAGCCAUCAAGAAGGACGUCAAAAAUGCUCUUCAGCAGUGUUGCAGCCAACUCAAGACAAAAAUUGCCAAGCAGCGCGACGACAAGGUUUUGGAUCGACUUCCGUUGCCUCGAUACCUGGCUUCUCAAACACGCCUGCGCGCGUGCACACACACACACACACACACACACACACACACACACACACACACACACACACACACACACACACACACACACUCACUCACUCACGACUUUUCCUCCCCAAUUGGUGCGAACAUAGGCGCUGGCAGAGCGACGAGCAAACUUGCUCAAGUAUGCACCAGCAGUGUGCACAUCUUUAGUCUCGAUUCUGCAAGAGCGGUACGUUCUGGGACAGGCAAUGCGAGGCGUGUGUGUGUGCCAACAUCCGAACAAUGCAAGACAUUACAGAUGUGCUAG